Molecule: messenger RNA, 963 nt
Organism: Apodemus sylvaticus (European woodmouse)
Lineage: Eukaryota; Metazoa; Chordata; Mammalia; Rodentia; Muridae
Product: olfactory receptor 10C1-like
Exons: 1
Coding region: 1-963 (320 amino acids)
Biological process (GO): G protein-coupled receptor signaling pathway
Cellular component (GO): membrane
Molecular function (GO): olfactory receptor activity; G protein-coupled receptor activity
Source: RefSeq, a predicted model, not a curated record
AUGUCUAACUCUGAGUUCAUGAAGAAUGGAAGCCUGUCCCUCUGCACUGAAUUCACAUUGGUGGCCUUUUCUUCCCUAGCAGAGCUGCAGCUUGUCCUCUUUUUUGUGUUCUUGGUUAUCUACUUGUUUACAGUGGGAGGAAACCUCACCAUCAUCUGUGUGAUCUGGACCACCCGUUCCCUACACACUCCCAUGUACUUCUUCCUGUCCAAUCUCUCCUUUCUGGAGAUGUGCUAUAUUAGCAGUGUGGUGCCUCAGAUGCUGGUUCACCUACUGGUACAGCUCAAGACCAUAAGUGUGGGAGGCUGUGCGGCUCAGAUGUAUGUAUUCGCCAUCUUGGGACUGACUGAGUGUUGCCUUCUAGCAACUAUGGCUUAUGAUCGCUUUGUGGCUAUUUGUUACCCGCUGCAUUACACACUGCGGAUGGGCCCUUCUGUCUGUUUGAAGUUGGCUGGUGCAUCUUGGAUGACUGGGAUCCUGGUAGAAUCAGCCCAGACCACCUGGAUCUUCAGUCUGCCCUUUUGUGGACCAGGAACAAUUCAGCACUUUUUUUGUGACAUCAUGCCUGUGGUAAAAUUAGCUUGUGUAGAUACUUCCCAGAAUGAAAUUGUGCUAUUUAUUAUUUCUCUUAUCUUCAUUAUGAGUCCCUGUCUUUUCAUUCUGUGCUCCUAUGUCCGCAUUAUUCUGACUAUAUUGAAAAUGCCCUCGGCAGCGGGCAGACAUAAAGCCUUCUCCACCUGCUCCUCUCAUAUCCUGGUUGUUUCUCUUUUCUAUGGCACUGCCUUGUUCACUUAUCUCCAACCCAAGAGUUCACACACCCCAGACACCGACAAGGUUACUGCUCUCAUGUACACUGUGGUCACUCCUGCCCUGAAUCCUGUUAUCUACACUUUGAGGAACAAAGAAGUGAAAGAAGCCUUUCAAAAGGUAAUGCAGAGGAAACUUCAUAGACAAAUGAACUAG